This is a messenger RNA of Symbiodinium sp. CCMP2456, 621 nucleotides long. NCBI's taxonomy places the organism in Eukaryota, Dinophyceae, Suessiales, Symbiodiniaceae. The record is from the annotation of a GenBank genome assembly.
GUGAAAUGCAAAGCCUUCACACCACAGCGGUGCAACUGCGACGCUGUGCUUCCGAUCUGCUUGACGUCAUCAGGCAGAUCUUCACUCGCUUCCGCCAUACGAAAUGAGAUGUAUACGUGCUGCGCGAGACCGGGCCAUGCUUUAGACUUUGGCAUGAACGAGUCGGUGACGCUCACGACGACUGCUCCUCCCAGCAACCGCUAUCUUUGGCAGGCCAACCCGAACAGCAAAUGCUUCGGCAAGGGCAAAUCCACAAUCGGUGACUUCACUUUGCAAGAGUGCAAGAGCAGGUGUGAGGACGACGUCCUUCGACCCGAGGACCCGCGGACGACGAACGGAACGAGCCUGAAAGCCGCUGGCAAAGAGUUCGAGGUUUGCGACUCCAUUCGCUUCCAGCCACACACCUUCAACGCCAGCGCCUUCGAACACACGGGAACCUGCAGUUUCAUCUACGAGACCGAUGUCGAGUCCUGUGAGCCUGCAUCGGGCACAUUGACUUUUUUCCGCGUCAAUGAGACUGGGAUCGAGUUGCCGAGCACGACGACUGUGUCGCCUUCAACAACCUUGAAUAGCUCCGAGGUAGAGAAGAUCUUAAACCAUAGCGCAGAAACCUCUGAGUGA